Messenger RNA from Sycon ciliatum, 1969 nucleotides. RefSeq lists its product as uncharacterized. Bases 335 to 1969 code for a protein of 544 amino acids. NCBI's taxonomy places the organism in Eukaryota, Metazoa, Porifera, Calcarea, Leucosolenida, Sycettidae. The transcript has 13 exons. The record is from RefSeq and is a predicted model, not a curated record.
CGAGUCGUGCCGACACGGGUUUUGCUCUCUGCACGUGCAGCAGCCGGGCAGUAGAUCAAUGAUAGGAAGUCGGGGGAAGUAGAUCUACUCAGUCUCUGGGCCUUGACUGAUUUGGCUUGAAACCAGUAUAAUUAUAGUGCUAGGUAGUAGGGACCAAGGACAGGUAUUAUCUACCUGUAAAUGAAAACUAACUAAAAGGCUUGCAUGAAUACCCAAACCGGCAAUCCACGUAGUUAGUCUGCCUGGUGGUAUUUCUCCUGACCAGAGUUACUAGGAAAGCCUAGAAACAGUGGAAGUAAAUCUACGUCUGGCUGCUCUGUGUAGCGACGAAAGCAUGCGACGGAUUGCCUUCAUACUGCUCCCGUUCUUGGCGGUUGGAGCGUGUGCGCUGACUUGUGAAGAUCUGGAUUUGCUGUGCAGCGGUGGUCACCCGAUCGAGUUCUCCUACACUCUCAAUCAGUCUGCGAUACCUAGCUUUGAUGGAAGCGCGUACAUCUGGGCUAAGACUGGAACCGUGAUCACCAGCAAGACUUCCACCAUCCACUGUCAGGAAUACACUACGUACUUGCUGGUCACGAGCAGCGGAAUACCCAACCACAACGUCGGCAAGUUCCCGUUCACGCAAAGUACAGUUGGAAGGCAACACGGGGAUAAUCCCAACACGAUUGCGGCUCAGCACUACCAGUGGAAGAUCCCAAAGACUCCAGUGAAGAAAGCCACAGUGCCAGCACAGAACAUCAUGCAAAACACGAAAGCUAUGCCGAUGGGCCCCAUUGGCUUUGCCCUGAAUGGUGUGCCCUUCUUCAAUCCGUAUAACAAGAACGAUCAGGAUGCCAUGAAUCCAACCAGCGGCGGCUUUGAAGUCAUGGAUUUGUGCUACGGCCAUCCGCAGAUGGUUGGGGCAUAUCACUACCAUCACCAAGCCCCAAAGGCUGGAUGUUUGUUCACCGACACACCUGGAAAGCACUCGCCCAAGAUCGGAUAUGCGUUUGACGGCAUCCCCGUCUACGGACCACUGAGCGACAACGGCGUCAAACCCACCGACCUUGAUAUCUGCAACGGCCGUACCCAUCCGACCAAGGGUUACAUCUACCACAUAACGGAGCUCAAGCCGCCGUACAUCAUCGGAUGCUACCGUUAUCAGGUGACUGAUAUGGUGCCCCGUGGCACCAUCAGUACAGCCGGGGGCACACAGGUCCAAGCUCAGUCCACGUCCUGCUCUGCGAAGAUUGGACAAACGGCAACGAAAUCCACUGCCACGACUCGCAGCACAGUGGCCAGCAACAAACCAAGCACUGUAGGACCAACAAGUAAAGGCAUGCCACCACCUCCAUCCUCCACUUCUAGGCAGCACCCACCACACAGUCGACCACAGCCGACGGGUACAGGCAGCCGCAGACAUCCACCGACCACUCCUGUGUACACCGGGACGGGAAGCGGCCCCUUCCGCACGUCGCCAUCUCACCACGGAACAGGCACUCGCACCGGCACUCGCACCGGCACUCGCCCGAUCCGCACUCGCCCAGGACCGUCCACACCUGCGUUCACCGGCACUGGAUCUCGUCCGUACAGAACCCGACCUGGCCGCACCACAUCUGCGUUCACCGGAACUGGAUCACGUCCGUACAGAACCCGACCUGGCCACACCACACCUGCUCAUACGGGUACUGGCUCGAUGCCAAACAUGGGUACUGGCAGUCGUCACCACCACGGCACACCAACAGGUGCCCCUGCUACGCACAAGGUCACCGGCAAUGGUGUUUCCGGUGGUAACCAAGCUGUUACUACACCGAUAGGCGCAGCCGCGAAGAGCAAGUCACCAACCAUAUUGAUUGUUGGUAUUGUGGCUGGUGUUGCUGUGGCUGUUACCGCCAUCAUCGCCAUUAUUUUCACCAAGAGGAGAGCGCGUGUGCUACCAGCCAUGGCUCUCAGUGAGUGUGUUCGAUCACUACCAUCAAUCAAUUCAUGA